CUGACUUUCAUCCGCUAGGCAACCUUCUACACCCAGCUGAUGGACCCAGGAUCAAACUCCACGGGCGGCAGGAAUGAAGAAGAGCUACGCUAUGAGAAACGCGCGAAACUGCGAGAUCUCAAUCUCUCGCCACCAGAACCGCCGAAGAAUCUGGACUCCUCCUUGAAGCGGCAUACGGCUCUAAUGAAGCGUAUACGUCUCUCUAUAGGAACCGACAAUCGCGAUCAAGUCCUUAAGGACAUUGAAUCCUUGUCGCUCGAGAAGUAUGUGGAUGAAAUUCCAGGGGCGAUCAUGGAGGGUAUAUCUCGAUGCAAGACGGAGAAGGAUGUUUGGAGCGCAGUCGAGAUAAUAUCGGCCAUGCACAGGCGUUUCCCGACCAUGUUCACGCCCUCGAUCCUCUCUGCUCUUUCUGCGGCGCUGGCACCCCCAAACCGCGCGACUAUGACUUCACUUCUGCCUGAACAACGAGAGAAAGACGAUGCAGCACGCAUUUCAAAGCAACGACCCGUGCUGCGCGUCUGCUCUGAACUCGCGCUCGUCGGCAUCAUAAAGAGCGCUGAGUGGAUCAUGAAGGCUAUCAAGGAAUUGCUGUCGAAUGAUCCUACAUUGUCUUCUCUCCCAUUGCUCACUACCUUCCUGAAAUCUUAUUCCCGACCAUAUCUUGGGAUAGUCCCUCCAGCCAAUGUAGCCAAGCAGAUUUCCUCGGCUUCAGAGCCAGGCACCAUGUCGGCAGAGAGCAGUAAUGGUGACGCCGCGGGUGCAUUCCCGACGCUGUUCAACGAGGAACGCGAACUAGUGAGCAAGGAUGUUCGCGAUAGAUUCAAGCGUAUGUGUGAAGGCUACUUCGAGAACGUGUCCAAAAAGUUGGUCAUUGAGCACAAGCGACUUCAAGAGCAAGACCGUCGGAAUCACGAAGCCUAUAUUCGAUCCGGUGAGAUAUUUGAGGAUCGGCAACAGGCGUACGAGAAGAUGACCAGAAGCUACGAAAAGCUUCUCGCGAGCUGCCAAACUUUAUCCGAAUCGCUCUACUUGCCUAUGCCCGAGCUACCGACGGCGUCACAGAAAGCCGACUCUAUCCUUAUCGGUUCCAACACGAACUCACUUAUAGGUGGCGAUGGCGAGGAGGUGAUCAUGCCUGCGGGAGCAAAGUGGGAGGACGAGGAAGAACGACGGUUCUUUGAAGAUAUUCAGGACCUCAAGGACUUCGUACCUCGCGGAGUUCUUGGCAUUGAAGAGGACGUCGAGGUUUCACACACCGAUGAAGAGAAGGAGAAAAGCGAUAAAGCGAGGAUGGAAGAGGAAGCUCGAAAGAUAGAUGAAGAGCUGGAGGUUCUUGGUCGGCGUGAGAAUGAGCAGAAUGGAGUCCCCCUAACGAGCGCGGAUGCUGAGGCGGAACCUCACAUCAACGGCGCUGAGGAGUACGCAGAUGAUGAAGAUGCCUCUACUCUUGUACCCGGGACCCCGAAGACAGCAUCUCCACCUGGGACGCCACAGCUGGCCCCGCAAGGACCGUCGCAGCUUCUCACCGCUCUGCUGGCCCGUCUACCGGAUUGCACCAAUCGGGCUAUGAUUGACCAAGCUGCGAUUGACUUCGCGUUUUUAAACUCGAAGGCUGCCAGGAAGAGACUUGUCAGGUUCCUCAGCCAAACCCCAAAGAAUAGGAUAGACCUCCUGCCGCACUACUCAAGGUUGGUCGCAACGCUACAUAAAUAUAUGCCUGAUCUGGGUUCUGAAGUCGUGGCCGUCCUCGAUGAAGAAUUUCGCUACUUGCAGCGCAAGAAGAAGGUCGUAAAGGAGCUUGCUGAAGUCAGACUCAAGAACAUUACAUUCAUCUCGAAUUUGACGAAGUUUCGAGUGGUACCGCCACAUGUCAUCCUUCAUAUGUUCAAAGUUUGCUUGGACGACUUUUCGGGCACCAACGUGGACAACCUUGCGUUACUCCUCGAAGGUUGCGGCCGAUUUUUGCUCAGAAGCGAUGACACACGAGAACGUUUUGCCAAGAUGCUUGAGCUUAUGCGGCGCAAGCAAAGCAUGCAGCAUUUCGAUCAGCGCCAAAUCAUGAUGCUUGAAAAUGCGUAUUAUCAGUGCAAUCCCCCUGAGCGUGCGCCUCGCGAAAUGAAGCAACGGACACCCAUGGAAUUGUUCAUCCGGCAUCUCAUCUAUGAUGUCCUGGCAAAGAAAACAAUCGACAAGGUGCUCAAGCUCAUCCGCAAACUCGAUUGGGACGAUGCCUCGGUAGCCCGUACACUCCACAAGGUAUUCACUAAGCCAUGGAAGAUCAAGUACUCGAAUAUCAGUCUCCUCGCAAUGCUUACUUACGACUUACAACGAUAUCACCCUGCGUUCACCGUCGCCGUAGUAGAUCAAGUACUCGAAGAUAUCAGGAUAGGUCUGGAGCACAAUGUCUACAACACAAAUCAACGCCGCUUAGCAACUAUGAAGUAUCUUGGCGAACUGUACAUCUAUCGUCUCUUCGGCUCGGGAAUCAUAUUCGACACGCUGUGGUCGUUAGUCACAUUCGGUCAUCCGGAGAACCGGCCUUUGCCCAAACAACCUUGCGCGCUGGACAUGCCAGACGACUUCUUCCGGAUAAGGCUGGUUUGUGUACUCCUGGACACGUGUGGGAUGUGCUUCGACAACGGAUCACAGCGCAAGAAGCUGGACAAUUUCCUCGUUUUCUUCAACUAUUAUGUUUUAUGCAAGGAUCCUAUCCCCAUGGAUGUGGAGUUCAUGCUUUCAGAUUCGUUGGAGGCUGUACGACCCAAGCUCGUUAUACCCAAAUCGAUUGAAGAAGCUGCCAAUGCCGUGGAUGACAUGCUUAAUGCGGCCUUGCAAACCGCCGGCAUCACUGCUGGCGACGACUCCGAUGACGACAGCGGUAACGAGCAAGAGGACGGCGAGGGACGGCCAGAUGUCGAAGACGAUGAGGAGGCGGAUGGAGAUGGCGCUGAUUCUCCGGUCGAGGACAGAGCUCCAUCCCCUGACGAAGUCGUCGUGUUGACGUCGCAAAGUAAUGAGAACCUUGGACCCUCUGAGGACGACAUGACGGAGUUUGAAAGGGAGUUUGCCAAGAUGAUCACAGACUCCACCGAGUCUCGCAAGGUCGACAAGAAGACAGCACUUGCGCUGUGGGACGCUACCGUCUUGCCAGCACCCAAGAAAAAACGAGCAGAUGAAGAUGAGGAAGAUGCAGUUGAGCACCACGGCGAAGCCUCGCGCGACGUGAUGAAUUUCACCCUAGUGACGAAACGUGGCAACAAGCAGCAGGUUCGGCCGUUGGCUAUCCCUGCUGCAUCCGCGCUGGCAGCGCAUACACGGGACGCUCAGCAACGGGACAGAGAGGAACAACAACACCUCAAACAACUUGUUCUUAAUUAUGAACAACGCGAGGAGGCAGAGGAGUUGAAAGCUCUUGAAACUCGCAAUCGGUACGCUGCUGUGAAGGUCCGAUACGUUGGCUAGCACCCGCUGCCUGUUCGCACUUCAAGAUCAUCCUGCCUAUCUGCACACCCGAUGUCACGGCAUUCAGGCUCGGCCUUGGGUCGCAAGCUGGCCCGACACAACGCUCGACGCCUAUGGCUGGCAGCAGCUCUUGCUGCCACCAAAUACUUCAGCGGUGCCCGUCAAGACAGUGCAAAUCGUCUCCUGAUGCAGUACCGAAGACUACUCUAAGGCUGGCGUCUCCCUUUGCGAGAAUGGACGCUCCAGCAGCGAUGGGAACUGAUGGUCAUAAUGCAUCGACUAUAUCCACACGCGAUCCAG
Punctularia strigosozonata HHB-11173 SS5 is the source of this 3762-nucleotide messenger RNA. RefSeq names its product transcription factor. The transcript has 17 exons. Gene Ontology annotation, cellular component: exon-exon junction complex; cytoplasm. Gene Ontology annotation, molecular function: RNA binding; protein binding. Gene Ontology annotation, biological process: nuclear-transcribed mRNA catabolic process, nonsense-mediated decay. NCBI's taxonomy places the organism in Eukaryota, Fungi, Basidiomycota, Agaricomycetes, Corticiales, Punctulariaceae. The record is from RefSeq and is a predicted model, not a curated record. Bases 40 to 3462 code for a protein of 1140 amino acids.